CAGCCUCCGACGGUGACCUUGUCGUGACGCAGGGCCUUUUCCUCGCUCCAAGAUUUAAAUUCUCUGAAUUUCGAUUGACCAAUAGAGAGGACGAAGCACGAAGUUUGAUUUAGCAUUCUGGUUCAUGAUGUUGAAUCCGACAAGGGAGGAUAGUCUAUAAUAGGUUUGCUUUGAAUCUGGAUUGACCCAGAAAGAAAAAAGAAAAGUGAAGCUUUGAAUGAUUUGUUGUGGAUUUAUGUGGAAAUCCGGAGGUGAAGAUUUGCAAGGUUUCUAUCCAGUUAGAUCAGAAUGUGUAGCAGAUGUUCCCAGGACUCGAUUUAAAUCAAGGGCUGGUAAAACUCUAAGUGCUAGAAAAUGGCACGCUGCGUUUACUGAAGAUGGACAUUUGGAUAUGGAAAGAGUUCUUCGCCGUAUACAGCGAGGGGGAAUUCAUCCCUCAAUCAAAGGAGAGGUUUGGGAGUUUUUGUUAGGAGGUUACGAUCCGGACAGCACGUUUGAAGAGCGGAACAAGUUGAGGAAUCACAGAAGGGAGCAGUAUUAUGGUUGGAAAGAAGAAUGUCGGAAUAUGGUUCCUCUUGUUGGUAGCGGCAAGUUUGUCACGAUGGCAGUUGUUGCGGAAGAUGGGCAGCCAUUAGAAGAAUCCUCAGUAGAGAAUCAAGGAUGGCUUGUGAAAACCGCUAUAACCGACAAGCGUGUGCUCCAGUGGAUGCUUGUCUUGAGUCAAAUCGGUCUCGAUGUGGUUAGAACGGAUCGGUAUCUCUGCUUUUAUGAGAGUGAAAGUAAUCAAGCAAGACUAUGGGAUAUUCUUUCCAUCUAUACAUGGUUAAAUCCUGAUAUUGGCUAUGUUCAAGGAAUGAAUGACAUAUGUUCCCCGAUGAUAAUCCUACUUGAAGAUGAAGCCGACGCUUUCUGGUGCUUUGAGCGUGCAAUGCGAAGACUAAGAGAAAAUUUCAGGACAACAGCAACAUCAAUGGGCGUCCAGACUCAGCUGGGUAUGCUCUCACAGGUCAUUAAAACCGUUGAUCCUCGGCUACAUCAGCAUCUUGAGGAUCUCGACGGUGGAGAGUAUCUGUUUGCUAUACGAAUGUUGAUGGUAUUGUUCAGGAGAGAGUUCUCCUUCCUUGAUGCUUUGUACCUUUGGGAGCUGAUGUGGGCUAUGGAAUAUAAUCCAAACAAGUUUGCAUCAUACGAAGAACCACAGAACAUAAACAACUCCUCAGGACAGGAUCCGAGGUUACUGAAGCAGUAUGGAAAGUUUGAGAGAAAAUAUAUAAAGAAUGGCCAGAACGAGCAACACAACACGCUUGCUGUUUUUGUUGUAGCAAGCGUUCUUGAAACAAAGAACAAACGUCUCUUGAAGGAAGCAAAAGGCCUAGAUGACGUUGUUCAGAUAUUGGGCGGUAUUGCAGGUAAUUUGGACGCGAGAAAAGCGUGUAAGGAAGCGUUGAAGAUUCAUGAAAAAUUCCUGAAAAAGGCUAAUAAUAGGCAAUGACAUUGCUUAACCUCUGACCGUCCGUUUUCUUCCGGUUUUGUUUAACCGAUAUCAUAUGAUCUUGGCCUGAAAAUGGGUCGAUGAGAAUACUCUGAUUCUUUUGUUCUUUCAUUUCUGUCUGUUCCUGUAUGUAUCUUACAAAUUCGUUUGUUGAUACUGUGUGCUAGAGAAAUUACACAUGCGUGCCGUUAUUGUUUAAACGAUGGAAGUUCAUGUUUUUUUGGUGUCUGUUUUUUUUU
Messenger RNA from Arabidopsis lyrata subsp. lyrata, 1731 nucleotides. Its product is annotated as TBC1 domain family member 15. NCBI's taxonomy places the organism in Eukaryota, Viridiplantae, Streptophyta, Magnoliopsida, Brassicales, Brassicaceae. Bases 218 to 1492 code for a protein of 424 amino acids. Gene Ontology annotation, molecular function: GTPase activator activity. Gene Ontology annotation, biological process: activation of GTPase activity. The transcript is spliced from 12 exons. The record is from RefSeq and is a predicted model, not a curated record.